AUGGAGGUCGCCGUUGGGCAGGUGAUCCUGCUUGGCGAUGGCCGGCGAGGCACGAUCCGGUUUGUCGGGCAGACGCUCUUUGCGCCGGGCGACUGGGUGGGCGUGGAGCUGGAGACGACGACGGGCAAGAACAAUGGCAGCGUGCAGGGCGAGCGAUAUUUCGACUGUGCAAUGGGCCGGGGCAUGUUUCUGCGUCCGAGUGCGGUAACGAUUGUGGCGGUAGCGUCUGAUGCGGAUGACGACGACGAAGGGACAGACGACGCCCACGAGGGCGAAGAGACACAGACAGCCGUGCAAGUACCCAAAUCGGUAUCGGCAGCACGGCACUCGUCGGCGGAUGAGCAUGAACGCGCCCAGUCCCAGCCCGCGGCCACGAUCUCGGCCGACGAGCAUUACGAGGCACAUCCCAGGAUGCGAAGCUCGAGCCGAGCAGCAUCGGGCGAAUUCGGUGGCGAGAGCAGCGGCGGCGGGGUGGUGGCUCGUGCGGCUCAGGUACGCAGAGCACGGACGAGUAUGGACGGGCGGAUCACGUCUCCGCCGAAGAGCAGCGACGAAGAGGUGCUGUCCCCGCAGCCUCGGAGCCCGGUGCGGACGCGGGCAGCGGCGCUGGAGAAGCUCACAGGGUCUGGGGCGGGAGCAACGCCACGGCACCGAGCGGCGGCACCGGUCGGAGGAUCGACGGCGGGAGCGACAGGGUCACCGGCAUCAGCAUCAGCAUCAGCAGCAGCAGCAGUAGCAGCAGCAGGGACGGGACGGCCUACGACGACAAACGCGGCAGCCCACCGGGAGGUGGAGGACCUGAAGGCGAAGCUGCGGGUGCUGGAGCGGAAGCGACUGGAAGACCGGGAUAAGCUUAAGCAGCUGGACAAGCUGCAGGCGGACUGCGACAAGUACCAGGGAAUCAUCCAGAAGAUCCAGGCCAAGUACCAGCCGCAGCAGCAGGAGAACGCGGAGCUGCGGCGGCAGCUGAAGGAGGCGGAGACGCGGAUGGAAUCGAUCGAGACGCUGCAGGCGGACCACGACACGGCGAUGGAGCUGUCGACGCUGGACCGGGAGAUGGCAGAGGAGACGGCAGAAGUAUACAAGGCGGAGCUGGACGCGGUGAAGCUGAAGAACGAAGAGCUGGAGGUGGAGAUGGAGGAGCUGCGGCUGGAGAACGCGGAGAUGUCGGAGGGGAUGACGGCGGAGGAGAAGGCGAGUGCGGGAUGGCUGCAGAUGGAACGCAACAACGAGCGGCUGCGGUCGGCGCUGCUGCGACUACGAGAUAUGACACAACAGCAGGAGUCGGAGCUGCAGGACCAGAUCAAAGGACUGGAGGAGGAGGUGACGGAGCUUUCGGGGAUCAAGGCGCGACAGGCAGCGACGGCGGCACGACUGGAACAGAGCGAGGCGGCGGUGGAGGACCUGCGACAGCAGCUGGACGCGGCACAGGCGGCGGACGACAUGAUGAUGGAACUAACGGAGCGCAACAUGAGCCAAGCGGAACAGAUGGAGGAGCUGAAGGCAGUAAUCUCGGAUCUGGAGAGCCUGAAGGAGAUCAACGACGAGCUGGAGAUCAAUCACGUACAGAACGAGCGGGAGCUGCAGGAGGAGAUCGACUUCAAGGCAGCAGUGAUACAGGAGCAGGCACGACGGGCGGCACAACAGGAGGAGGCACUGGAGGACAUGGAGUACGCGCUCUCACGCUUCCGGCAGAUGGUGACGGGGCUGCAGAGCGACCUAGAGGACAUGCGGGCGUCUCACGCGGUGACGGAAAACGAGUCAGAGCAGCUGAGCAGCAAGUCGCGGGCGAUGAUGGACCUGAACCUGAAGCUGCAGCUGUCGGCGGCGAAGGCGCAGGUGAAGACGAUCGACCUAGAGCUGCGGCGGAUGGAGGCGCAGGAGGCAGAGCAGCACCUGGCGAUUGUGCGGCUGUUCUUGCCGGAGACGUAUGUGGAGACAGACGGCAAGGCCGUGCUGGCACUGCUGCGAUUCCGGCGGCUGGCCUUCAAGGCGGAGCUGGUCGGAGGAUUUGUGCGAGAGCGGAUCGGCCAACAAGGAGGAGGAGGGGAAGCAGCAGGCCGAGAAGACGACGUGUUGGCGGGCUGCGAAGUGGUGGACAAGCUGACGUGGGUGGCGGCCAUGUGCACGCGAUUUGCGGGAGCGAUGGGACGGUGCUCGACAGAGCGAUUCGGCCGGUUUGAAGGGGCUCUGUUUGAGCUGGAGCCGGUGGAGCGAGCGCUGAACGGAUGGAUCGACGGGCUGCGACGAGACGAGCUGAAGGAGCAGACGUGCGCGGCGGAGCUGCAGCGAACAAUGGCGUUGCUGUCACACCUGGCGUCGGUGCACAUGGAAGAGGGCCAAGGACAGCAGCAGGAAGACGUGGCGGAAGGGAUGCACAUGCGAGCAGUUCUGGUGCAGAGCCAUCUGGAGACAGCAGCAGCGACGUUGCACGUGACCAGGGGAAUGGUGCAGCGAGCAGUGCCUCCACGGGGAAGCGAAGACGAGGCGGCGCAGGAAUUUGCGCAGCGGGCGGAGGCAGCGAUUGCACAGACACGCAGUGCCAAGGUGGUAGCAGGCAAGAUGGUACGGGCGUUGGAAGAGCUGCAGACGCGAUCGCUGGCGCUGGAGCCGGAGAUGGCAGAGGCGUUUGCGCAGUGCGAAGCAGCAGCAGGCGAGUUGGCGACUCUGGCCCGAAAGACAGGCGAGGCCGUGAUGGAGGUGGUGACGAGGGAAGGGGGACAUCGACGAGACGAGACAGGCGAACAGCAACACGACGACGAGGAGCAACACGACAGCAGCGGGCCAACAUACGGAGACAUGCAGAAGGUAGUGGCAGCAGCCGAAGGCGAGACAGCAUCGGAUUCGGGCGAGCUGUUUGGCGGCUACAUCGGGCGGCUGCGGGCAGUGGCGACACAGGUGGCCGAGCUGGCCGGACUGUCAAGCGACCUGUCACAGACGGUGGAGUUUGAGCGAGCAGCAGCGCCAUGGGUAGUGCGCAGUCAGGAGAUGAGGGCGCCGAAGACGGUGGCAGUGGAUGCAGAGGAAGAGCUGCGGCGGCUGCGCGAGGAGCACGCAGAGGCACGACGGAUGAUUGCACGACGCGACAACGACCUGGGGACGGCGCAGCUGAAGAUCGAGACGCUGGAGAGCAAGAUGCGCGAUGCGCAGCACAAGGCAGCCGUGAUGGCCGAGCUGGAGCGCACGGUAGCGGCCGAACAGGCAUUUGGGCGCCAGCUCAAGGAGGAUGUGCAGAAGCAGGACCGCGAGCUGAAGGCGCUGGAGGCGGAGCGAGACCGGUGGCGAAAGAUGGCGAGCGAGGUCCGGCUGCUGGGAGGAGGAGAAGGAGAGGAGGAGGAGGAAGGAAUGGAAGGAAUGGAGGGACUCGAAGGAGGCGAAGGACUCGAGCGAGACAUUGGUCACGGCCACCGCGCCAACACGCGGCUCACGCAGCGCAACAAGGAGCGUGCAGCGGCGACGGCGCGCGAGAUGGACGGUCUACGCCACGAGAUCGCCGGGCUGCAGGCGGCCGUCCGGUUUCUGCGUGAGGAUAGCCGGCGUGCCCGCAUGGCCGAACAGCCGGUAUAUGGCUGGCUGGCCGAGCCACUUUCAUCACGUGGUGGCGCCACAAGCACAGCCACACGCACAGCCACAAAGGCGGCUCGUCGUGCGCGCGUCGCUGCCGAGGCCCGCGACGUUCUCGGCGAGCUCGUCCGCAUGGCUGCCGAUGCGCGGGUCUACGAUCUCGAGGCUGAGCUGCCCGAAGACCGGCUCGCGUGGCGGCCUGCCCACACGUCGCCCGGCUACCAGGCCGCCCGCAUGGCCGAGGACUACGCGGCGUGGCGCGCCUGGGAGGCGGCUGUCGUGCGCAAGGCGCAGGACGUGCUUCUGGAAGGAGGCGGCAGUCGUCAUAAUGCACAGGCACAGACGCCGGACGAGAGGACGGCGCGGCGGCUGGCCCACAGAGCAGCCACGGUGCGGCUGCAGCAAACACGGCUGCCGGCGGGCGAGGUCGACAAGACCGACGCAGACGGUCAAGUCCGGAUUGCCAGCUGCUAA
Messenger RNA from Grosmannia clavigera kw1407, 4038 nucleotides. RefSeq names its product dynactin, dynein-associated polypeptide ro-3. Bases 1 to 4038 code for a protein of 1345 amino acids. Lineage: Eukaryota; Fungi; Ascomycota; Sordariomycetes; Ophiostomatales; Ophiostomataceae. Gene Ontology annotation, cellular component: microtubule associated complex; cell tip; spindle pole body. The transcript has 3 exons. The record is from RefSeq and is a predicted model, not a curated record. Gene Ontology annotation, biological process: establishment of mitotic spindle orientation; nuclear migration involved in conjugation with cellular fusion.